Messenger RNA from Anastrepha obliqua, 3146 nucleotides. RefSeq lists its product as uncharacterized. Bases 1 to 1650 code for a protein of 549 amino acids. The transcript is spliced from 6 exons. NCBI's taxonomy places the organism in Eukaryota, Metazoa, Arthropoda, Insecta, Diptera, Tephritidae. The record is from RefSeq and is a predicted model, not a curated record.
AUGUCAUACGAAGAAACCCAAAGAAGAUUAUUGAGGGUUUUCGAAGCAGCUGAUCAGGAUGAUUCUUGUGAUGAUUCUGGUAGUGACUUCGAAAUUGAUAAUGUUGGCCAAAGAAGCUCUGAAAGUGAUUCGGAACAAGAGGUAGGAUUACCGAAUGAGGAAGAAAACGAAGCUGAGGGAUCUGAAGAACGUGAAAGCAAUGAUAACAGACCAUAUUUUACUGGAAAGAAUGAUUACACACAAAGUUUACGACUCGUCGAAGUGCGAAUACCAAAUUACGUGGUUAAGGGCUCGUCAGCACAACUGGAAUGCCUUUACGAUCUGGAUGGCGAGGCGCUGUACUCUGUGAAGUGGUACAAGGACGGCAAUGAGUUCUAUCGAUACGUGCCACGAGACAUGCCACCGGCGCAAACAUUUCUGCUGCCCGGUGUAUCAGUGGAGCUCCAAAAUUCUAGUGAUGCCAUUGUUACAUUGCGCAAUGUCAACCUGCAGUCGGCGGGUCGUUUUCGUUGUGAAGUUUCCGGUGAAGCGCCAUCUUUUCAGACAGUCACUGAACAUGGCGAUAUGGUUGUGGUCUCUUUGCCUGAUCAAGGUCCGCCCAAAAUCACCGGCGGUCGCCCGCGUUAUCAAAUUGGCGACUGGGUACGAAUAAAUUGUACCGUUGGCCGUUCGAAACCUGCUGUCCAGCUCACAUGGUAUGUGAAUGGUGAGCCAGCUGAGCCGCGUGCUUUGCGAAAAUACGACACCAUCAUAUCCGGUCGUGAAAAUUUGGAAACGUCCGUUUUGGGUUUGCAAUUCCGAGUAGAGCAGCAUCAUUUCCGAAACGGCGAUAUGAAAUUAAAGUGUGUUGCCUCUCUGUCCACCUUGUAUUGGCGCAGCAACGAAGAGUCCGUCGAGGGCGAUCGCCCACAAAAAGCGCCCGUCUUAGAGUCGCGCGAAACCGUUUACGCCAGCAAUUCGCGCGCCGAUCCAGUGCAAGCCAGCAAAACGGAUUCACAUAUAGUGGCGCAUGCGCCCAGUUUAUUGUUGCUGGUGGUGGUGGCGUCGGUUGUAGCCAGCGGUUGUCUGGAACAGUUGCAUAUGUGGCAGAAAUUGUUCGUGUCCAAGCAAUGGCUGCAUAACAAUUUCAAGCAACAGCAAGAACAACAAGAAAUGCGAAGAAAAACCGUAGAACGCCAACAACAGCAGCAACAACAAAGUCUUCAGCAGCAUCAACAACACCAACAGCAACAGCAGCAGGGAAAGACAGAGAGACAAUUGAUGCGGCGACAGCUUGAAAAGCGAAUUGUUUCAAGUGAAGACCAGCACGUGAUCAGCUCAGGAUAUCAAUCGGUAAUGCAACUCUUUCCAAAACAACAACAAGAAAAGCAUCUGGUGCAACAACAACAACGAGAACAAAUAUGUCGACAGCAUUGGCAUGUUAAUGAAAACGAUGAAAGCGUGGAGCGGAAAUGCAAAGGAGCGCACGAAUUGAAAUUUGUUAAUUUAUGUGCGGAAAUGCAGCCAGCGUUGACAGCAAUGACAGCAUCCUCUUUAGCGACAUAUGCCAGCGUCGCCAAUGCUCACAGCAUCGACGCCACAUCGGAAGCCGAUGUUAUCGCAGCUGUCGCAGCGGCGUUGCCAAUUAAACAAAUGCUGGCUGCAAGGUAACUACGCUGAGCAGAAGAGGAGGGAGUAUAAGCAGAUGACGAGGCGUCGCAGGCUACCACCACUUUGAGUUUACUUUGCCUUGCUGCGUGGCUAUUGAGGCAUGCAAUGAGCUAUUGGCGAAAUGCAAAAUGCGAAAGGCAAAAAUAAGAAGAAAAAAAAAAGGAAAAAAUUAAACUUAAUAAUUUUAAUUUGAAGAAAUACGAAGGAAAGCAUUUCAUUCGAUUGCAAAUGUUGGAGAGAAUGCUUCGAUUUAAAAAAUUUAUAUGCACACAUACAUAUGUACAUAAGGGUACUGAUUAAAAUUACUGCAGCGACUGGAAAGAGUGGGUGUGGAAACCCAAAUUUUACGUAAAUCAAAAGCAGCAAAAAUUAAAGUCUUUCAUUCAAGUGAAUUGUUUGUAACAAAAAUUUUAUAAAAAAGUAAAUAUGUAAAAUAAUUUCAAUAUGAAAUCAAUUCAAAUCAAAAGUGCAUGUCUGUAUGUAUUGUUUGUUCGCAUGAGUCUGUAUAUGGGUGCCUGGCUGUUGUGCGUGAGUGUUCGUAUGCAUGCAGAGUCCGUUAAAUUGCAGCAGCUAAAACAGCGAAUAUACUUACCUACUAAUAUAAUAUCUAAUAAAUGUAAGUGUAAAUAAAUUAAAUGCAAUUACUGAAUUUUUAAGAUGUUCAAAAGCUAAAUGUAUGGAAACUUCUCAGUAAAGAAGGCAGCAUACAAAGUUAGGUUUAGUUCAAUUGAAAUAGUCCUAGAAUUAGACUCAGUGGCUAGUCUAACAAAAAUAUAAACAAAAAAUAAAAUAAAAAACUAGAAAUACACACUCAGUGGCUACAGUUAAGUGUAAUUAGCUAGCAAAAAUUAAAACAACACAGAAAAUAUAUACAUCUAUAUAUAAGUAACGGCUAUAUUUGUUUCAACAGCGUUAAAGUACAAUGAGAUUGAAUUUGAAUUGAAACAAUUUUUGAAACUCAAAAUUUAUACGCAAAUAGUAUCUAUGAAGAAGAAAUUGAGUCGGUAUAACACCUCCUCUGCGAUUACCCUGCACUUCAAAGAAGCCGUGCCAAAUAUUUUGGGCGAUUAUUUGUUGGAAGACCUGGGAAAUUUGCAAAAUCUCUCACUGGGGAGACUAAUUGGGAGAUGGAAAUCAAAUGCAGGCAUCGCAAUGGACCGAUUGUCUUAUCUUAGACAAGCAACCUGGCUAACCUUACCUAACCUUUAAGUGCGUUAUUACUUUAAUCCUUAUUUUGCACAAAUAUCAGCACGAUUUGAUAAGUGCUUAAAAACGUAAAUAAAAGAGCGCUUUUCAACAAAAAAUUUCAUAUUAUUUUUAAACGCCACCUCGUCCUUUUAACUUGAUAUAGAGCCCUUCAUUGGCCCUCUCACCAAUUUUGAGUUUUUGUUGCUCUCUUUAACAUACGAUUUCUCGAGGCACUCAAAGGUAUUCGACGAACUACACUUAGUUAAAUAACUACAGGACAGCAAGAAUGUUGAGAAGAUUUGAAAAUU